Molecule: messenger RNA, 514 nt
Organism: Megachile rotundata (alfalfa leafcutting bee)
Lineage: Eukaryota; Metazoa; Arthropoda; Insecta; Hymenoptera; Megachilidae
Gene: RpL35A
Product: ribosomal protein L35A
Biological process (GO): translation
Cellular component (GO): ribosome
Molecular function (GO): structural constituent of ribosome
Source: RefSeq, a predicted model, not a curated record
UUUUUCAUAUUUGUUUUUUAUUAAUAGAAAUGGCAGACGCACCUGCAGAAUCAAAAACUAAAACGAAAGCAAGUAAGAAACCAAAGGAGAAGCCAGUGGAACCAUUUUUGAAAAAUAGACCGUUUAAAAGACAUGGACGUCUGUAUGCCAAGGCCAUUUUCACUGGUUACAAGCGAGGACUGCGUAAUCAGCAUGAACACACAACUCUACUGAAAGUUGAAGGAGCAAGAACGAAAAGUGACUCAGACUUUUAUGUAGGAAAACGAUGUGUUUAUGUAUAUAAGGCAAAAAAUAAGACACCAGUUCCUGGUAAGAAGGGCAAAAAAACAAAAAUUAGGGCUAUCUGGGGUAAAGUAACACGGCCACAUGGAACGAGUGGUUCAGUACGUGCUAAAUUUAAGAGGAAUCUGCCAGCUAAAGCUAUGGGCCACCGUAUCAGAAUUAUGUUGUACCCCAGUCGAAUAUAAAUUUUUCUUCUAUAAAAUAAGUGAAUAAAUACCAUUUUGGUACUAAA